Molecule: messenger RNA, 3439 nt
Organism: Trichechus manatus latirostris (Florida manatee)
Lineage: Eukaryota; Metazoa; Chordata; Mammalia; Sirenia; Trichechidae
Gene: SETD3
Product: SET domain containing 3, actin N3(tau)-histidine methyltransferase
Exons: 14
Coding region: 746-2554 (602 amino acids)
Biological process (GO): peptidyl-lysine trimethylation; actin modification; peptidyl-lysine monomethylation
Molecular function (GO): protein binding; protein-L-histidine N-tele-methyltransferase activity; protein-lysine N-methyltransferase activity
Source: RefSeq, a predicted model, not a curated record
ACCCAGAGACUAACGCUAUAAUCUAAGCAAGAGAAUGAGAUAUUCACGGGUGUGCUGAGCGGCCACUUGGCAGGGAUGUCCGAGGGUGUCUUCAAAUGCCCCACGGGGGUUUGGCCUUGGGGAUCUUUAGUCCUUUCAAACCUUGCGAUGCCGGGGACUUUUGUCUGUAUUGAAGCAGAGACAGUGUGGGUGGUGGUUGCCAGCACAGCAGAUCCCAGUUCGAAUCUAGCUCUACCUCUUGUCUGGUGGGUAACCUUGGACAGAGACCUCAUUAGCCUUUCUGAGAACGUCACCUAAAAAUAAGGAUAAUAUCUUCCGUAUAGAGUGGGGAGAUCAAAUAAGGCAGCGUGUCUUAGCAUGGCACCUGGCAGAGGGUCAGCCUGGAUGUAAGGUAGCUGCUGUUGUCAUUUUAAUGACAAAUUAUUUUCUCAGGAUAGAGAUCUCCGGUUCAGGGAGCUGCUGGAGCGACUUUGGCAGAGGUGGAAGGGUUGAAACGGGCUGUAGGCAGCGGGUCCCUGUGAGCGUUGCGCUGGUGGCAUCACUGUCCCAUGUCCCCGUCUCCUCUCCCUAGGCCGGUUAAGGAGGGACAGCCCAUAGCUCAUCAUCAAAGCAACACUCUUUAUUGUUUAGAGCCUGUGGAGCUGAAGGGAGGAGGUCACUUAAACCCAUCAAUGACGCGCGGUUCUGGGCGGUUCUUGCUGGCAAGCUAGCCGGUCGGCUGUAUUUGUAAGUGAGACAUCAGGAUAUGGCAUCCGUGAGUCAGAAAAUGGGUAAGAAGAGUCGAGUAAAAACGCAGAAAUCAGGCACUGGUGCUACCGCAGCUGUGUCCCCGAAGGAGAUCCUGAACCUCACCAGCGAGCUGUUACAGAAAUGCAGCAGUCCUGCCCCUGGCCCAGGAAAAGAAUGGGAAGAGUAUGUGCAGAUCCGGUCUCUAGUUGAGAAAAUACGAAAAAAGCAAAAAGGUCUGUCUGUUACUUUUGAUGGAAAAAGAGAAGAUUACUUUCCUGAUCUAAUGAAAUGGGCCUCUGAAAAUGGAGCAUCCGUGGAGGGUUUUGAAGUGGUUAACUUCAAAGAAGAAGGCUUUGGUUUGAGAGCAACGAGAGAUAUCAAGGCAGAAGAAUUAUUUUUAUGGGUUCCAAGAAAAUUACUUAUGACUGUUGAAUCUGCUAAAAAUUCAGUGUUGGGGCCCUUAUAUUCUCAAGACCGAAUUCUUCAAGCCAUGGGAAAUAUCACACUGGCCUUUCAUCUGCUGUGUGAGAGAGCCAACCCUAACUCUUUCUGGCAGCCCUACAUUCAGACCCUGCCCAGUGAAUACGAUACCCCUCUCUACUUUGACGAAGAUGAAGUUCGCUAUCUUCAGUCGACUCAAGCUAUUCAUGACGUCUUCAGCCAGUAUAAAAACACAGCUCGACAGUAUGCCUAUUUCUAUAAGGUGAUCCAGACCCAUCCUCACGCCAACAAACUGCCCUUGAAGGACUUGUUCACUUAUGAGGACUACAGGUGGGCCGUGUCCUCUGUAAUGACAAGACAAAACCAGAUUCCCACAGAGGACGGUUCCCGGGUGACCCUUGCUCUGAUUCCUCUGUGGGACAUGUGCAAUCACACCAACGGCCUGAUCACAACCGGUUACAACCUGGAGGAUGACCGCUGCGAGUGUGUGGCUCUGCAGGACUUCAGGGCCGGGGAGCAGAUUUACAUUUUUUAUGGCACCCGGUCAAACGCAGAGUUCGUGAUCCACAGUGGUUUUUUCUUUGACAAUAAUUCACACGACAGAGUGAAAAUAAAACUGGGAGUGAGUAAAAGCGACAGGCUGUACGCUAUGAAGGCUGAGGUCUUGGCGCGCGCUGGCAUCCCCACUUCCAGCGUGUUCGCGUUGCACUUCACGGAGCCACCCAUCUCUGCCCAGCUUCUGGCUUUUCUCCGAGUGUUCUGCAUGACGGAAGAAGAAUUGAAAGAACAUUUGCUAGGAGACAGUGCUAUCGAUAGAAUCUUCACCUUGGGUAACUCUGAAUUUCCUGUUAGCUGGGACAAUGAAGUCAAGCUUUGGACAUUUCUUGAAGAUAGAGCAUCGCUUCUUUUAAAAACUUAUAAAACAACCAUUGAGGAAGACAAGGCCUUCCUGAAAGGCCGUGACCUUUCCCGCCGGGCGGUGAUGGCUAUCAAGUUGCGCCUGGGCGAGAAGGAGAUCUUGGAGAAGGCAGUGAAGAGCGCGGCCGUGAACCGCGAGUACUACCGCAGACAGCUGGAGGAGCGGGCCCCGCUGCCCAAGUACGAGGAGAGCGCGCUGGGGCUGCUGGAGAGCAGCGUGGCCGACUCGCGGCUCCCUCUCGUCCUGAGGAACCUGGAGGAGGAGGGCGGCGAGCAGGAGGCCUUCAAACUCAAAGAGGCCGUCGGCAGAGCAAAGGUGGCUGAACACAGGCUCAUCAACGGUGUGAACUCUGUCCCCAAUGGGACCAGGUCAGAAAACGGAAACUUGAAUCAAGAAGAAAGUCCCCGAGGGGUUGACGAUGCCAAAGAAUCUCCUUCAGAGAGCAUCGAGGAGGCGAAAGAGUAGCGCAGAGGCCACGCACCACCUGUUGGGAAAUUCGGUUCAGCAGAAGCUGACGCACAGUCCACGCACAUCGCUGUGUUUCCUUGUUGACGUUUUUCUUUCUGCAGAGAGGAAAAUAUGUUUUUGCUGCUUUAUAUAAAAAAUAAUUUUUUUAAGUUAUUUAAAAAAUCUAGCUUCCCUUUUCGAUUAAGAUUGCCAUCUUGCUUCUAGGCGACAGAAACAAGUGGGACAGCCACGACAAGGGGAGAGGUGCCUUUGGAAGAUUCUGCAGACCUGCUGUGGGGGAGUGUGUCUUCUUCCUGGGGAAGAGUUCAGUUUCUCCAGCCGCCUGUCGUCCCAAUGACCAGAGCCGUCCCUCGCUCUGCCGCCUGCCCGCCGGCGGUGGGACUCUGGGUGUCUGGCUUGCAGGCGGGGAUUGGCACAGCAGAAAACGGGACCGAGGUCAGGACGCUUUAGAUUCUCGGCAAAAUCUGUCUCUCUCUUUUUUUUCCCUUGAAAAAUAACACCCCCGUACCAAAAGAAAAGGUAAGGUGGCAACCUUAUUUUUAAUAGUUUUAAAUGUUGAUGAUAAUCCUAAUUAUAUAAAAUAUAUAUAUACACACAUAUAUAUAUACCUAGUGAUUUCUAAAGAUCUGUGCCCUUUUUGUGUCUUGUUUCACUGUAUGACGAACUCGUCCUUUCUCCUUGAAUCAAACCAGGGCACUGCAUCCCCCUCGCCCGAUUCUCAGCCUGGUCUCUGAUUUUAAAGUGGUGCGUUUGGCUCCCAGCGUUGGUGACGGAGAUUAGAAAGCCAGCAGGUGGCCACAGCUUGCCGAGGCCCUGUCCUCAGUGAGGCAGCUCCUGCUUUUCUGGUUUUCACAACAAGCUAGAGAUUUUCAAAGCUACACU